Molecule: messenger RNA, 3135 nt
Organism: Paecilomyces variotii
Lineage: Eukaryota; Fungi; Ascomycota; Eurotiomycetes; Eurotiales; Thermoascaceae
Product: dimethylglycine dehydrogenase precursor
Exons: 1
Coding region: 251-2803 (850 amino acids)
Cellular component (GO): mitochondrion
Molecular function (GO): protein binding; oxidoreductase activity
Source: RefSeq, a predicted model, not a curated record
AACCUUCAUUAGACCCAGAUCAUACAAAAGGGGACAUAUGCCAGAAAUUGCCAAAGAGGCCACAUACGGCCGUUUAAUUCGAGAUCCCAGCUUGAUAACCCGCACGGUCCGUUCUGCCGUUGAAACCGCACACGUGAGCGGUUCUGAGCUGUACAGUCCUGUAAAUUUCUGUCGCAUAAAUAGGACACUCGUCACAGAUUACAGCGCUGUCCCCCGAGUUGGGUAGUGUAUCGAUAUAUUCCCAGCAAUAAUGGAUCCCAGCCAACAUGUUGUCAUUGUCGGUGCCGGCAUCGUGGGUACCAACCUCGCUGACGAGCUGGUCUCGCGAGGAUGGAAGAAUAUCACCGUCGUCGAGCAGGGUCCGUUGCACAUGCCAGGCGGUUCGACAUCGCACGCUCCUGGCCUCGUGUUCCAGGCGAAUUCAUCCAAGACAAUGACACAGCUCGCGCAUUACACAGUUGAAAAGCUGUUGUCCCUGGAAAAAGAUGGCCAAAGUUGCUUCAAUCAAGUGGGUGGGCUGGAGGUAGCUACCACACCAGCACGACUUGAAGAGCUCAAGCGGAAGCAUGGUUAUGCCUCAUCAUGGGGAAUCGAGACGCAUUUUGUGAGCGCCGAGAAGUGUAGGGAGAUAUACCCUCUCCUGGACGAGCAUAUUGUGCUCGGUGGCCUACACAUUCCCAGCGAUGGUCUGGCCCUAGCUGCCCGCGCGACGCAGCUGCUCAUUGAACGCACUCGCAAUGCUGGCGUUCGCUAUCUUGAAUCCACGCCUGUCACGGGAAUAGAGAAGACGGGCCGUAAAGUGACAGGUGUGGUAACACCCAGCGGCACCAUCCCGGCCGACCUUGUCGUCUCCUGCGCUGGAUUCUGGGGGGUUGAGGUGGGAGCGAUGGCUGACGUGCGAAUUCCUUUACUUCCCCUGGCACAUCAGUACGCGAAAACAACCGCCGUGCCUGCUCUCACUGGCCGUGAUGUCAACAUCCGCCCGAAUGGAAUGAAUGCCAGCCUUCCGAUCUUACGCCAUCAGGACCAGGAUCUCUAUUAUCGUGAGCAUGGCGAGCAAUACGGCAUCGGUUAUUACGGUCACCGUCCGAUGCCAGUUCUUGCUUCCUCGUUGGGCCUAACCUCUAGGGACGUCGACGAGAAGAAUAUGCCUUCGCGCCUCAAGUUCACCCGCGAAGAUUUUGAGCCAGCCUGGAAGCUAUCCCAAGAUAUCUUACCUGCUCUCCGUGAAUGCGAGAUCGCGGACGGCUUCAACGGCAUUUUUUCCUUUACCCCGGAUGGCGGACCUCUUGUCGGCCAGGCGCCUAAUCUUGACGGCUUCUAUGUAGCAGAAGCUGUCUGGGUGACGCACUCGGCCGGCGUCGCACGAGCUGUAGCUGAAGUACUUACUAUGGGUUACUCCACAGUUGACUUGACAGAGUGCGAGCUGUCUCGCUUCGAAGAGGUCCAGCUUAGCCGCGAUUAUGUGACCGAGACAUCCCAGCAAAACUUCGUCGAGAUCUACGAUAUCAUUCACCCACUACAACCGAGAGAGUCUCCCAGGCAGCUUCGUGUUAGCCCCUUCUUUACCCGUCAAAAGGAGCUAGGUGCCGUCUUCCUAGAGGCUGCAGGUUGGGAGCGCCCUUACUGGUACGAAGCCAACGCAGCCCUAAUCAACCAUCUCCCGGCACAGUGGAAGCCUAUACGCCGAGAUGCCUGGACAGCACGGUAUUACUCGCCAAUCUCUGCAGCAGAAGCUUGGAAGACACGGAAUGCAGUAGCAAUAUAUGACAUGACCUCUUUCCACCGGUUCGAGGUGUCAGGUCCAGGAGCCGUGUCCCUGCUACAGCGAUUAACCACAGGCGAUGCUACUAUGACGCCUGGUACAAUCAUCUACACUUUACUUCUAAAUGACCGAGGUGGGAUUCGCAGCGAUAUAUUUGUCGCUCGACUUGAUGAUGAUCUAUUCCAAGUAGGUGCAAAUACUGCCAUAGACUUGGAGUAUCUCACACGAGAAGCCUACCACCAAGAACAGCGAACCCCGAUGUUGUGGGUGCGAGUGCGUGAUAUUACCGGGGGAACAAGUUGUAUCGGUCUUUGGGGUCCUCGCAGCCGGGAUGUCAUGAGUGCCGUCAGCGCAGACGAUCUUUCCAAUAAAGGACUGCCUUAUUUCGGUGUGAAGAGAGCAACCGUCGCGGGUAUCCCGGUCAUAAUAAUGCGCAAGUCCUAUGUAGGAGAACCAGGUUGGGAGAUUCAUGCUAGUACCGAGUAUGGUGCACGGCUAUGGGACGCUCUUUGGCAGGCAGGCAAGCCUCACGGGCUCAUUGCAGCUGGCCGGAGCGCCUUUAAUGCGCUACGGCUAGAGAAAGGCUAUCGAACUUGGGGAACCGACAUGACUACCGAACAUGACCCAUAUGAGGCUGGUCUUGGCUUCGCAGUCAAUGCAGAUAAGAAGGAAUAUUAUGUCGGAAAGGACGCACUCGGUCGGCGCUCCAAACAGACUCCUGCCCGACGACUGCGUUGCCUAACUAUUGAUGACGGCCGGUCCGUUGUUCUCGGAAAGGAGCCCGUAUACUACAAUGGCAUGUCUGUGGGAUAUAUAACCAGCGCUGCAUUCGGAUAUACGGUACGCAAGCCUAUCGCCUAUGCCUGGCUACCUAGCUGGGUGAGUGAACGCUAUGCCGUUCAGAUUGAAUACUUCGGCCGUCGGAUUCCGGCUACUGUCGCAGCUGAGCCAUUGUUUGACCCCGAAAUGAUCCGUUUAUACGAUGAGAAUACACCCGUCGUAUCCAAGGACCAGAAACCCCCGAGGUGCCUUCUAUAGAGCACAAAUGACGACCACAUGUGGGGACUGUCAACUUGUUGUAACUUCAAACAGCAAUACAUCGUCAUGCAGAUGACGGGAAGGGCACGAAAUUAGUAUAAAGUCUCGGACUAGUAGCUAAGCAUUCCAUCAUCCUCCGGGAGUCACCAAGACAAAACGCGAGAAAGCAAAAAUAGGAUUAAGGGGGGGAGAGAGAUACAAAUUAUGAGCAUCGGUGAUGAAGCUUCAUAGCUCUGAUAAAUGAUCGGUGUAUGCUUAUUGGCGUAGGUAAUACAAAGUAAUCUAAUUAACACUCUGUGGCAUUUUAGUCAUAAUUUUCGCUCUCAUUCCCA